AGGAGGCUGAACGAGGACGGCCUAUCAGGGAGGACAGAGAAGAAGUGGUCGGCUUUUAUGACAGCCCUGCUUCCCUUUUUUUUUUUUUUUUAUAAAAAGGAACUGUUAGGAUCCGGAGCCGAGGGGAACCGGUCCGGUCUGUGACGAAAGUCUGAGGAGAGAGUGGUGAAGACCCCGGAUGCUGUUUGGGGUUUUAGGGUCAGACCGGUCCUUUUAGCUGCAGGUGGACCCAGGCAGGAUGGGAGGUGGAGGCCAGCAGACCGAGCAGGGGGAUCCGGCCAGCGGGAAGGCUGCAGGUGUUUACACCUGGGAGGAGGUCCAGAAGCACAACACAAAGAGCGACCAGUGGCUGGUCAUCAACAGGAAGGUUUACAACAUCACUCAGUGGGCCAAGAGGCACCCAGGGGGGGUCAGAGUCAUCAGCCACUAUGGAGGAGAGGAUGCUACGGAGGCAUUCACUGCUUUUCAUCCUGAUGAGAAAUUUGUGCAAAAGUUUCUGAAGCCGCUGCUGRUCGGGGAACUGGCGGCGACAGAGCCGAGUCAGGACCAAAGCAAGAACGCGACAAUCAAGGAGGAUUUUGAUCGCUUACGAGAACAAGCAGAGAAGGAGGGUCUUUUCCGAGCUCAGCCUCUGUUCUUCUGCCUCCAUCUGGGUCACAUCCUGCUGCUGGAGGUCCUCGCCUAUUGGAUGGUUUCUCAGUGGGGGACGAGCUGGAUGCUGACGUUGCUGUGUGCGGUGAUGCUGGCAACCUCUCAGUCUCAGGCCGGGUGGCUGCAGCACGACUUUGGUCACCUUUCUGUCUUCAAGAAGUCCAAGUGGAAUCACCUGGUGCACAAGUUUGUCAUUGGACAUUUGAAGGGAGCUUCAGCCAACUGGUGGAACCAUCGCCAUUUCCAGCAUCACGCCAAACCCAACAUCUUCCGGAAAGAUCCGGAUAUCUACAUGUUGGACAUCUUYGUACUUGGAAACACGCAGCCUGUGGAGUACGGCGUAAAAAAGAUCAAAUACAUGCCCUACAAUUACCAACACCACUACUUCCAUCUCAUUGCUCCACCACUUCUUAUUCCUGUUUUUUACAACUUUAACAUAAUGAAGACCAUGAUUACCCGUCGUGACUGGGUGGAUCUGGCUUGGGCCACAACUUACUACCUCCGCUACUUCUACUGUUAUAUACCACUGUAUGGCUUGUUGGGCUCAUUGGGACUCAUGUUUUUUGUCAGGUUUUUAGAGAGUCACUGGUUUGUGUGGGUGACUCAGAUGAACCAUCUGCCCAUGGAGAUCGAGUACGAGAGACGCCAAGACUGGCUGACCAUGCAGCUGAUGUCUACAUGUAACAUUGAGCAAUCCUUUUUCAACGACUGGUUCAGCGGACACCUCAACUUUCAAAUCGAGCAUCAUUUGUUUCCUAGGAUGCCACGGCACAACUACCACCUGGUGGCGCAGCGGGUCCAAGAACUGUGUGAGAAACACAAGAUCCCUUACCAGAUGAAAACUCUGUGGCGAGGAAUGGUUGAUGUUGUGAGGUCACUAAAAACUUCAGGGGAUCUUUGGCUCGAUGCGUAUCUCCAUAAAUAAACUGUACGCAGACAAAGUGAUUGUUUUUUUUUCUCCGUCCUCAUCAAAACUAAAGAAAAACCAAGCUGAUGAWAAAUAAUAGACUAAUUUUUACCUUUUGUCAUUGUAAAAGUUACAAAAAUGGCCUUAAUCUUUAGGGUGCAAAGCAUUUUUGAUUGUCAACUAUAGUGUAGUGAUGUUUUAAGUGAUAAAAAAAACUGUGAAUAAUUCAAAAUGUUUAAUCCCAUCCUGCCUUGUAGCACAGCUUGGGCAGUAAGAACCAUCAGAAGAGAUGUAAAGAAAAAAAAUAAACCUUUCUGAAACCUGAACUAAAAA
Molecule: messenger RNA, 1891 nt
Organism: Austrofundulus limnaeus
Lineage: Eukaryota; Metazoa; Chordata; Actinopteri; Cyprinodontiformes; Rivulidae
Product: fatty acid desaturase 2
Exons: 13
Coding region: 239-1576 (445 amino acids)
Biological process (GO): lipid metabolic process
Cellular component (GO): membrane
Molecular function (GO): oxidoreductase activity, acting on paired donors, with oxidation of a pair of donors resulting in the reduction of molecular oxygen to two molecules of water
Source: RefSeq, a predicted model, not a curated record